UGGCCCUCUUCUUAGCACUUCAGCCCACCUUCUUAAUUUCCCACAAAACCUUCGCCAAAUUCUCGAAACCCUUCUGCUUCCACAGAUUCCGAUCAGCCAGUAUGGCGGACCCAUCAAUUCCGGUGACCGGAAACAGCCCAGCAACAGGACAGAAUUAUCCAAUACCGCUCUCGCCUCCACUACCGGCCAUAUCCAAGAACUUGGAGCUCGCUAGGGCCAUGGCGGCCUCCUCUAAAUCCAGCCUCUUUGCUUUAUCAGCAACCGAUGUUAUAUUCGAGGACGAGUGGCUCAUUGCUGUAAAUAAGCCCCAAGGGGUUUACUGUGAAAGCGUUUUGGCCUCUGUUCCUCGUCUUCUCGGUGAUUCGGCCAUGGCUGGUGAGCAGAGUGGAGGUACUACAACUCUCUGCCUUUGCUUAGCUCGGAUCCAAAUCAGCUUGCCCGAGCUUCAUCUUGCUAACCGCCUUGAUCGUGACACAAGUGGGGUGAUGGUUAUAACUAAGUCGCAUAAAGUUGCUUCUAAAUUGGUGAAGGCAUUUACUGACCACAAUGUUUCAAAAUCAUAUAUUGCCUUCUGUGUUGGCUCUGCUCCGAAAUGGAAAAAAAUCAAUGUCAAAUCUGGUCAUGGAAGGUCAAAGUUUGGGGUCUGGCGUGUCUAUGCUGCAGCAGAUGUGGGUCGCUCCUUACCUGGCGGUUCGGUGGUCAGAGACAUGGAAACCUAUUUUGAAGUACUGUCUGUAAAUGGACAAAGCACCAUGGACGAACUUCCAGAAGUAAGGAAAGAUGAAGAAGAAACUAUUGUAGUCCAAUCGAAAUCUUUGAUAGAUAUUGAUGCCCAUAAGGACGAGAUCUUGAUUAGAGCACGACCUCGCAGUGGAAGAACCCAUCAAAUCCGCCUGCACUGCCAAUAUCUUGGAAUUCCUAUUAGAGGAGAUGUUAAAUACGAGGGUGUCAUUGAGUGGAAUGGAAAUAUUUAUGACAGCCAUGAGCUUCAUGCUGAGAGCUUGUUCUUUGUGCACCCUGUUACUGGUAUUCCUCUCAAACUGCAGGCUCCUCUACCAUCAUGGGCAAGUCAAGCAUUGCUGUCCCAACAACAAGAAGUGAGCUCUCCAUCAACCUUGAAGCAUGUGUCUUAACAAGAUCAUUGGCACAGCUAAAUGAGAACCAAAGAAUUUUCUUAUUAAAUGAAGAGCCAGCGAAUGCCGCUAUAGCAAAAUGGGCAAUGUUCAAUCAACUUCCAGCAAGUGCCACUAUGAACGGUGUUCUCACCGUUGGCUCCUUGUCUGCAGUUUCUCAUCUACACUUGAUAUUUCUGCUCCUUAUUGAAGCAGAGAUUUGAACGAGCUUUUGUGCGCACAGAAGUUUCUACGAAAAUAUCAGUAGAGUCGUAAACCAACCAACUUGCAGAAUUAAUCCUGAAUAUUUGAGAGGAUGGAUGCUCACAACAGGUUCUAGAAGGGAAAGAUGAAGUAUGCAUGUAUAAGGCUCAUAAAGUUGUGCAAAGCCCUUCGGGAAUGCAUCUUCUGCAGGCAUUUUAUUGAUUAAAUUUGUGUUGAAGCAGAAAAUUCUAUGGUUGGGAUGUUGUUGUUUUAUAUUGAGACUCAUUGUUAUUUC
This is a messenger RNA of Momordica charantia (bitter melon), 1611 nucleotides long. RefSeq names its product Pseudouridine synthase family protein. NCBI's taxonomy places the organism in Eukaryota, Viridiplantae, Streptophyta, Magnoliopsida, Cucurbitales, Cucurbitaceae. Gene Ontology annotation, biological process: enzyme-directed rRNA pseudouridine synthesis. The record is from RefSeq and is a predicted model, not a curated record. Gene Ontology annotation, molecular function: RNA binding; pseudouridine synthase activity.